CAGAGAGAAACCACGAAGAUGCAAGAAAAACAUAUAAAAAGUGAAUUUCUUCAACUUGACACAGAAGAAUAAAAGUUUUUCUUCCGAUUGUAACGACGGUGGUGAAUGACAUGGUUCGUCCGUCGGUAAAACUCGGUUCCGCCAAAUUGGUUGUGAUCUGCGUCAGUCUUCUAGGUUUCGCUCUCAUUGCCGAUUUUCUAUGGGCAUCUUCAUCUCCAUCUUCUUCUUAUUUCCCUCGUUCCACUUUCAAAACCUCCACAAUCAUCAUCCCCAAAGAGAAAGAACAAAAGAAGAAAAAUUCUGUAAGAUUACUUGCAGAUGCUUAUGCAGAUUUACCUGCUCCUCAACUCGUUUGGGAAAAGAUGAAAACUUCACCUGUUCCUAGACUUGAUGGUGCUGCUAUUCAGAUUCGUAAUCUUUUCUUCGUUUUUGCUGGUUAUGCCGACAUUAAUACUGUACAUUCUCAUGUUGAUAUAUAUAAUUUUGAUGAUGGAACUUGGGGAGGACGUUUUGACAUGCCAAAAGAAAUGGCACAUUCACAUUUAGGAAUGGCGACAGAUGGAAGAUACAUUUAUAUAGUCAAUGGGCAGUAUGGCCCACAAUGUAGAGGUCCCACCUCUGAUACCUUUGUACUUGACACAGAAACAAAGCAAUGGAGCGGUCUCCCUCCUUUGCCAGUCCCUAGGUAUGCGCCGGCAACUCAACUUUGGAGAGGUCGAUUGCAUGUAAUGGGUGGCAGUAAAGAGAAUAGACAUACACCUGGAUUAGAACAUUGGAGUCUUGCUGUCAAGAAUGGAAAAGCAUUAGAAAAGGAGUGGAGAAGUGAGAUACCCAUUCCCCACGGAGGACCUCACAGGGCUUGUGUUGUGGCUAAUGAUCGUCUUUAUGUUCUUGGUGGUCAAGAAGGUGAUUUUAUGGCCAAACCUGGGUCACCUAUUUUUAAGUGCUCGCGUAGGAUGGAGGUGGUCUAUCCUGAUGUUUACAUGUUGGAUGACGAGAUGAAGUGGAAAGUGCUACCUCCAAUGCCAAAACAAAACUCACAUAUUGAAUUUGCAUGGGUGCUUGUAAACAAUUCCAUUGUUAUUGCUGGAGGCACAACAGAGAAGCACCCUGAAACUAAGAAAAUGGUUUUAAAUGGAGAAGUGUUCCAGUUUAACUUGAAUACUUUGAAGUGGUCUGUAAUCGGAAAGUUACCAUACCGGGUGAAAACAACUCUAGUUGGAUUUUGGAAUGGCUGGUUGUACUUCACUUCAGGACAAAGAGACAAGGGACCUGAUGAUCCAUCACCAAAAAAGGUCGUUGGAGAUAUGUGGAGAACAAAAUUAAAGUUGAAUGAGUGAGCAAUUGCCGUCGAAUAGAAUCUUUUUGUAGCUUCUUUAUCUAACAAUCCGAAAUUGCAGCAAAGGUGAAGAGGCCGAUAUAUUACAUAUUCUUUAUCACUAGAAUAUUCAUUGUUGUAAUUCAGUAUUCACUGAGAAUGGCUAAUUCAAUUCAACAUUAAUAGUUGUUGUCACAGACCUUAUACAAAAGACAGAUUUACUCACCUUUUUUGAGGUGUGCCUUACACCUCCUUUACUUUGUAAAAGACAUUGACAUCCACACAAACAGUUAGGGUGGUGAGUGUUCAUGUAAGCUAUACAAGUAGUGUGCACGCUUCUGAUUAACUUUCGUAACUUUGCCCAAUUUAUACUUUUUA
This is a messenger RNA of Medicago truncatula (barrel medic), 1696 nucleotides long. Its product is annotated as kelch repeat-containing protein At3g27220. Lineage: Eukaryota; Viridiplantae; Streptophyta; Magnoliopsida; Fabales; Fabaceae. Gene Ontology annotation, molecular function: protein binding. The transcript has 6 exons. The record is from RefSeq and is a predicted model, not a curated record. Bases 111 to 1340 code for a protein of 409 amino acids.